GUUCUUCUGUGUUGUUUUCUAUCUUUACAGAAAAACAUUGAAGAAACAGUUGACUGCCAACUAGAGUACCCGAGCUUUGAGGAAGCAAUUUCAGUACCCUGGACAGCACUUCAAAGGAAAGUGUCAAAGCUAUAUUUUGCCAUGAGAGAUGUACCUUAUGCCAAAUUUCUAUUUUGAGUUGGGAAGUAGUUUAUUUUCAAAUCACAUAUUCCUUCCCAAACUCAGAUGAUGUGAUUUUGGUUUUUUGUUAUACUAUUUAAACAUCUAUUGAAGAUUUACCUUUUUACUUGGUGAGAGCUAGUGGAUUAUUUAUCUUUUUACAGUAAUAGAGCGUUUUGAAGAGAUUGAAGAUCGCAAUCCUGGAGACAUCUCAAUUACUGAUCUUCAUGGUCUUCUAAAUCUGAAAAAGGAACUUUGUGAGGCAAAUGUAUGGUACUUGGGAAUAUAUUCUGGAUUGUAGGAUGGUGAUAUUUUUUCUGCUUAUUGAUGCUACACUGAUUGCAUAUUUUCACAUUGCAGUCAUUAAAGGAAUCUCUUGUUCCUGAUGCACUCCUAGAAAGAUUGGUAAAGCAUAAAUGGGAGUUCCCUCCAGUUUGUGCCAUUAUCGGAGGAUUCCUUGGACAGGAGGUGAUCAAAGCAAUAUCAGGCAAAGGGGAUCCACUAAAGAAUUUCUUUUACUUUGAUGCCUUGAACGGAAAAGGCUUGAUAGAGGACAUAUCAAAUGCUAACCCUAAAAACUGAGCAUCUUUGUCUUGCCGUUACCAAAUUGCUUUGUCAGAAACUACACUUGCUGAUGUAGGUUUUAUAGGAUUGACCAGCCAUCAUCAGUUUGAAUCAUUAAUUCUGUAUUGUCACUGGCCUGAAACAAAAAUGUUAUCAAUAAAUCCCAGAAAUUGUGUUUGAGUGAGAUUAACAUGGAACUUUCCAAAGAGCAUUUGGAGUCCGAUGCUAAUUAGGCUUUCUCUAAAAGGAGUUUUCCUUCCAUAUUUGUGCCUCCAAUUAGAAUUCUACAAUAAUUGUACUUUCCAAAUCCCAAUCGGUCAUGAAUUACAACACUGCUCUCUAGUCUCUGUGUAUGUGCAUUUGAAUCCCAUUGCUUCAUUCAAUGGUCAUGGAGACAUUAGUAAGAGUUCGAAGGUUAGUGAUAGCAUGGAUGCGUAUCCAUCGGGUUUCCAGAUGCCUCUCCAUUAUCUUCGUUGCACCAAGGGCGACUACGAGAGGAUAGAGGGUUGGAAGGUGGACUUACUCCUCAGACAAUACGUUCUGAAUUUCAAGGGUACCCUUGAUGAGAAGAGAGCUUUUGCAAUGGGAGCAUUCCUCUGGCCUGAUUAUAAAAUUAUUACUGCAAGUGGUGAAGUGGAAGUUUACAUUGAUCAUAAUGACAUGGGACCAAAUAGUGUAGAAAAAUUACUUGGUGAUGCUCAUGGGGUUGGUGAGGUUUAUAAUGGGAGUAUUAAUGGUGUCGACAUAGGAAACAUCACCCAGGAUAUUUUUGAAAAUCUUGAUCAGGGAGAAAAAACUGUUACUGCAGAUGAAUACUCCAGGGAUUUUGAAGAGGAACACUCUAAUGAUGAAGAAGGAGAUGAGUCAGAUGUUGAUGAGGAGUAUAUGGCAAGUCCUGUUGGUAGUGAUAGGGAAGAUGAGGAGUAUGUCACUCCGGCUGUGGAAGAAAACAGAAUGUGUAGGAAUCCCGCCAAGCCUGGUGCAAAAAUGGUGAGCCAGCUAUACAGAGCCGGCUCUCCUGACAAUCUUGCAACUCGAGCUUUGUGUCUUACAAAGCAUUAAAUGACCCCCAACGGCUAGUAACAACUAUUUUCGACCAUGGGGUUAUAAAUAUGGUUGGUAGAAGAUCGGAAGGAAGUUCAGAGAGUAUUGUAUUGAAUAUCUUUACCUACCUACAUGAGCUUUAACUUGAGUUUUUUAUCUUUGAGAGAUCUUUACAUGUAAUCCUCUUCUUGUUCUAUUUGUGAGUGAUCUUGGGGGUGUGAUUAUUCCUUCAAGAGUAACCUAUUGAGAGGAUUCAUUGGGUUUACAUUGUAAAGGGGUGAGGUUUGAGAGAAAUACUUAUCUUCUUGUAAAACGAUUGAGUGGCUCCUUUAAGCCACCCUUGUUGUUGUUAGUGGAGAGUGUGGAGGAAAUCCUUGGUGACUGAAGCCAAGGUAAAGGAUUAGGCUCCAAGUGGUUGGACCGAACCUCUAUAAAUCAUUGAGCAAGCU
Molecule: messenger RNA, 2216 nt
Organism: Rubroshorea leprosula
Lineage: Eukaryota; Viridiplantae; Streptophyta; Magnoliopsida; Malvales; Dipterocarpaceae
Source: the annotation of a GenBank genome assembly